Solanum tuberosum (potato) is the source of this 1921-nucleotide messenger RNA. RefSeq lists its product as uncharacterized. The transcript has 3 exons. The record is from RefSeq and is a predicted model, not a curated record. The coding region runs from base 82 to 1344 and encodes 420 amino acids. NCBI's taxonomy places the organism in Eukaryota, Viridiplantae, Streptophyta, Magnoliopsida, Solanales, Solanaceae.
ACAAAAGGAGCUUUGGCUUGUCCGUUAUGCAACAAAGACACACCAUCUACUCGAUUAAGGUAUGGUCGUAAGUUUUCUUAUAUGGGUGCUCGUAGAUUUUUAUCAUCUAAUCAUACGUGGUGGAGUAAUAAACGUGAUUUUUAUGGAAAAGUAGAAAGAAGAUCUGCUCCAGAAAUUCUUUCUGGAAAGGAUGUUUUAAACCAAUUGCUUACUCUUGAGGACAUGAAAUUUGGUAAGACUCCAAAAAAACGGAAGUACAAAAAAAGUAAAGGCAUUCAUAACUGGAGGAACAAAAGCAUCUUUUUCAAGCUUCCUUAUUGGAAAAAUAAUUUAAUACGUCAUAAUUUAGAUGUGAUGCAUAUUGAGAAAAAUGUGUGUGAUAAUAUCAUUGGGACAUUAUUAGAUAUUGAAGGAAAAACAAAAGAUAAUUUGAAUGCUCGUCAUGAUUUGAAGGAAAUGGGUAUAAGAAGUGAGUUGCAUCCAACUCAAAGGGAUGGAAGAUGGUGUUAUCCGGCAGCAUGCUAUUCUUUAUCAGCAGAUGAGAAGUCUAAAGUAUGCAAAUUCUUGAAAAUGAUUAAGGUUCCAAAUGGUUAUUCUUCUAAUAUAUCACGGUGGGUGAAGUCAGAAGAUCGUAAAAUUUAUGGACUGAAGAGUCAUGAUUCUCAUAUUCUGUUGGAACAAUUGCUUCCUCUUGCAAUUCGCGGAGUCGUGCCAAAUAAUGUAUAUGAUGCUAUCACUGAGUUAAGUAUUUUCUUUAGAGAAUUGUGCUCGAAAACAUUAAGAGUUGAUGUGUUGGACCAACUUGCAACUCAAAUUCCGAUAACAUUGAGCAAAUUAGAGAAAAUAUUUCUACCGGCAUUUUUUGAUGUUAUGGUACACUUAGUCAUUCAUCUUCCAAGAGAGGCUAAACUUGGUGGACCUGUACAAUAUAGGUGGAUGUACCCAAUUGAGCGAUUUUUACGCACAUUGAAAUGUUAUGUUCGUAAUAGAAAUCAACCUGAAGGAUCUAUUAUAGAAGGGUAUAUUGUUGAAGAAAGUAUAAUAUUUUGUUCAAGGUACUUACCUGGAAAUGUGAAAGGAUAUGAUCGAAUGGAUAAGAAUUAUGAAGAUGAUCAUAUUAAGACAUAUAGUGGAUUAUCCGUAUUUGAAAGAAAAGGUUCUCCUUUAUUAAGAGAUGCAUCUAGAAAUCUUGAAGAGUUAGAGAGAAAACAAGCUCAUCUUUAUGUCUUGAGAAAUUGCGAAGAAGUGCAACCAUUUUUACGUGAGUAUGAACAGAGUAAUAAAAGCAUGAACUUUGAUGAUUGGUUUUUUGAUCGGGUAAGUUUUUAUUGUCUUUCAAAUUAAAUUUGUGAUAAUUAUUUAUCAUCAUUAAUUUAUAUUUUUUUUGUAUAGAUUGUACAAAUGCGCAAAGAAAAAAAUGAACUCGCAACCUAUGAAUUGUAUUCUUUGGCUAGAGGCCCUUUUGAUGGUGUUCAAAGAUUCAAGGGGUAUGAAAUAAAUGGGUUUAGAUUUCAUACUAAACUACUGUAGGAAACAAGGAAGACCCAAAAUAGUGGUGUUUUAGUAAGACGAGAAGCGAAUGGUAAGAAUAUUAAUUACUAUGGUGUUUUGACUGAAAUAAUAGAACUUCAAUAUUUUGAAGGUAAACGGGUUGUUUUGUUUAAAUGUGAUUGGUGGGAUGUUGAUCACAUCGGAAUAGGAGUGAAAAUAGAUAAACAUGAUUUUGUUAGUGUUAACACUAAGCGAAAACUAGUAACAGAUGAACCAUUUGUGCUUGCAUCUCAAGCAGAACAAGUUUUUUAUGUGAAGGACCAUCUUCAUCCCAGUUGGUCAAUUGUUUUGAAUGGUCAUUCUACCUAUUUUACCGGAGGUGCUAUUGAUGAAGAUAUUUUUCAACAAGAUGCUUGUAAUGAGUUAUUGC